GGGGGGGCGGGCGGGCGGCGGCGUGGGGUUUGGGCGGGAAGGUGCGAGGCGGGCGCUCACCUCGCGCACCGUCACCGCCCGGCGCUCGAUUUGACAGCUCUGCACGAUGAUUUCAACAUCACACAAGCACAGGAAUUUUGUGUCUGAACCAAUGGGAAACAAAUCAGUUUCUGCCUUGGCUGGUAUUGGAACAACACUUGGGAGAAAACUGGAAGAACAAGGUUUUGAUAAGGCAUAUGUAGUGCUGGGCCAGUUCCUUGUUCUGAAAAAGGAUGAUGAAUUGUUUAAAGAUUGGUUGAAAGAUAUCUGCGGAGCCAACAGCAAACAAGCUGGACAAUGUGCCACCUGUUUACAGGAAUGGUGCAAUGCUUUCCUCUAGUUAGUGCAUUCCUGUCUAAAGCAUGAUUUGGUUUACUAAACUUUUUUUAAUUCAUAAUUUCCCAGUGGUCAUCUCGUGCAUGGAAUACACCAUCGUUCACUGGCUUGAUGCAGAUUAAUACCAAUUUUACAUGCAAAAUCAAUCCCUCUGUUAAGAAAAGCAUCACAGCCAAGGGGAUUGCUAGUUUCUUACACCAGUGCUGUGGUUUUAAGGCCAGAUUGGCUGUGUCUGCACUGCUGUUUAACAAAAUGAGCAAUAGAACCCAAAGCCAAAAUAGCAGCAAAUCUGGUAAUGGUGUUAAGGAAAAUGUUCUGACAGCAAAUUUGACCUCCCAUUUACUCUGACUAUUUAGAGACAGAAUCCCUCAGACAGGUCAGUUUUCAAAUAGCUAGAAGCUGGUGCAAGAUGCAUUGCAUCAGCAGCUUAAUAAGUCAUAAGUUCAUAAAUGGUCCACAAAGCCAAAGUUACAGGAAUUGG
This is a messenger RNA of Amblyraja radiata (thorny skate), 856 nucleotides long. RefSeq names its product barrier to autointegration nuclear assembly factor 1 (gene banf1). Gene Ontology annotation, biological process: chromosome organization. Gene Ontology annotation, molecular function: DNA binding. Gene Ontology annotation, cellular component: nucleus; condensed chromosome. The coding region runs from base 107 to 379 and encodes 90 amino acids. The record is from RefSeq and is a predicted model, not a curated record. The transcript has 3 exons. Lineage: Eukaryota; Metazoa; Chordata; Chondrichthyes; Rajiformes; Rajidae.